Messenger RNA from Symbiodinium sp. CCMP2592, 1050 nucleotides. Lineage: Eukaryota; Dinophyceae; Suessiales; Symbiodiniaceae. The record is from the annotation of a GenBank genome assembly.
AUGUGGUCCCGACUUCCAAACCUUGUCACCGGCUUGGCCCUUGGGUUGGCUGCCUGGUCGAUGGGCGUGGAUGCUGUGACUUGCGGCGAGUUGAAGACCUUGUACAAGAACGAGCAGUGCUGCGGGCAGCCCACUCAAGAGGUCUCUGCUCCAGUGCCCGGAACCGCUGCCUGCCCGUACUCCUUCGCCAAGCCUGCUUGCUCCACUGCCGAACCUCAGACGCCUCGUGACCUGACGGCCGGCGCCGUCGGCUCAAUGACACCAAAGGCAGCGACUCUGACCGAUGAUCAGGCGAACUUCCUACCGCUGGUGAACGUGCACUUCCACCUGGGUGCAGAGCACAAGACCGAGGCCUACAGUGACGACACGGACUCGAUUGCCUACGAUGCCGCCUCGUCAGGCCGACGACUUGCCGGAAACGUCCGGCCUGGGUUCAUGUGCAGCAAGAGCUCUCUGAACGCCAAUCAGCUGGCGGCCUACAACUUCACGUACUGCAACUUUGCUGCGGCGCUUCCUUUAGGCUUUGACCUGCUUUCCGGGAGCGCGCAUGUCGUUUUUAGCAAGGGCGACGUGCAGGUCGGCAAGUCCUACGAGAUCCACUACGUGCACUCCUCUGCGGGCAUGGACAACAACGCCACGGAUGACAUGAACGCAGACUUGCUGGCAGAUGGCCUGGGAGGUGCUGCCAACGGCCGUGGCCUCCUCAACCCCAUGAUCGUGGUGCAAGGGCAGAUCUUCCAGAUCGUGCAUGGUGCCGCAACAGUCGAUGACAUGCUGCACGGCUGGACUGUGGUUGGCCACGACAACUCCGUCAUGUACCCCGGGAGCACUACCGGUCAGAGCCACGACAACGAGGUGUGCUCUCCUUACUCCAUCACCUGGCACGUGGACAAGGAUUGCCAUCAGGUCUCGCCCGAGUCCUUUGACAAUCUGUGCAAGCAGAUGAGUGAGGCCUACGGGAUGUACGCUGACCUUUACCCGCACGGCUCGCGCAAGCUGGUCUCCUCCCAGUACGUGGUGAAAUCCGAGUUCGUCAAACCCCUGGCGUAG